AUGUGCUCCCUCGAUUGCACUCCUGGUGACCCGCUCGCAAUCCCAGUCAAAAACCCUCCUCGUUUGGGUGAGUCUCACAUCGCCUUCCAGAUGUUUACGUGGGUGGCCACCUGCUGCUGCCAAGACAACCGCAGUGUCACAGGCAUGCAGACCCUGACGCGGGAGACGUGUUCUACUGCACGGAGUCCCCCGCCUCCUAGUGUGAUGAUAAAGCCGGGUAAAAGUGCUACACUGACCACCGACCAGACUGGUUUGCCGCGGCCCGCGGAGCAGUACCCGCUGAAGGCGCUGCUCAACGGCCGCGGGUUCUGCGCCAACGCCAGCGCCGCCGGCAGCCUGAGCGCCUACCUGCCCUCCCAACCCGCUCCAGGAAAUGCCAGUGAGUCUGAGGAGGACCACGGUGCUGGGAGUGUGGAAAGCCAGGCUGUCCCCAGCACACACCGAGUGACCGAUUCCAAGUUCCAUCCUCUCCAUGCAAAGAUAGAUGUCAUCAAAAAAGGCCAUGCCAGGGACAGCCAGCGUUACAAAGUUGACUAUGAGUCACAGAGCACAGACACCCAGAACUUCUCCUCUGAGUCUAAGCGGGAGACAGAAUACGGUCCCUGCCGCAGAGAAAUGGAAGACACACUGAAUCAUCUGAAGUUCCUCAAUGUGUUGAGUCCCAGAGGUGUCCACAUCCCAAACUGUGACAAGAAGGGGUUUUAUAAGAAGAAGCAGUGCCGCCCAUCCAAAGGCAGAAAGCGGGGCUUCUGCUGGUGUGUGGACAAGUACGGACAGCCCUUGCCCGGCUACGACACCAAGGGGAAAGAUGACGUGCACUGCCUCAGUGUGCAGAGCCAAUAGAUGCCGCUGAGCCACUUGACGUGGAGAACAAAUACGCCUUAUUUUGCACAAAAGACUGCCACCAACAUGAUCAGCAGCUGGCUACAGCCUUGAUUUUUAUUUCUUUUUUUGUGGUGAACUGAUUUAAAAAAAAAAACAAACAGAAAAACCAAAGUUUAGACAGAUUUUUUGAAAUGCCUCUGGUUGUUUAAGUUGUAAACUUGAUCGUCUUUCUGUUCUCCGGUAGUCAACAGACAGCAGUUUGAAUUUUCCUGUUGCUUCCUAUGAAAACACUUGUGCUCCGGGCCCCGGAUGCCCUCUUCCCCUAACCCACCCAGUACGGGCUGCAGUGCUGCUGGCCCUUGGCCUGCUUGACGUCAGAGGUUCUGUUGCCGAUAGAGAAAAACCCUCUUUCCGUUCCCUGUAAUGAGUGCAGGCACUGUGGAGAGUGGGGAAAGCCCUAACCCAGUCACCAGGACAUCUGGACACACACACCCGAGGCUUGUGGGCCUUUUGGUAUCAUCUGAACCCAUGCAAGUGACCUGAUCUUCCUGGGAACUGUGGGGAGAAUAGGCGAAGUCUCUCUUAUUAAGAACGGCCAAGAAUGUUCUAAGGCACUCUGGGAGCCCAUAGAAACAAGGACGAGGACCUUCCUUUGUCAGGCAACUUCCUGAUGACUUGGCCCCAGGUGGGAGGAGCAGUGAGUGUCAGCCUCCAAGUUCAGAGAUGUCACAAAUGGUACAGUUAAUUCUUCAGAUGAUUUUAAAAACAAA
Myodes glareolus (Bank vole) is the source of this 1595-nucleotide messenger RNA. It is a transcript of the gene Igfbp3, whose product is annotated as insulin like growth factor binding protein 3. Gene Ontology annotation, biological process: regulation of insulin-like growth factor receptor signaling pathway. Gene Ontology annotation, cellular component: extracellular region. Lineage: Eukaryota; Metazoa; Chordata; Mammalia; Rodentia; Cricetidae. The record is from RefSeq and is a predicted model, not a curated record. Gene Ontology annotation, molecular function: insulin-like growth factor I binding; fibronectin binding; insulin-like growth factor II binding.